Molecule: messenger RNA, 5925 nt
Organism: Myxocyprinus asiaticus (Chinese sucker)
Lineage: Eukaryota; Metazoa; Chordata; Actinopteri; Cypriniformes; Catostomidae
Product: phosphatase and actin regulator 1-like
Exons: 13
Coding region: 1-1674 (557 amino acids)
Biological process (GO): cell motility; stress fiber assembly
Molecular function (GO): actin binding
Source: RefSeq, a predicted model, not a curated record
AUGGAGAAGCAGCAGAAGACAGGCUUCAGUCUGGUCAGGAUCGUGUCUCAGAAUUACAGAAAGCGGAAUAAUAAGAAUCCACAGCAGCAGCAUCACAACAACAUGCCCUUCAUGAUUCACUGUCACAUUGGCAAAGAGAUCAAACACAUAUGCAGCAACUGCAGCCGCGUCAGCCAUGCACAGGACGCAGAGGAGGUGGAGAAAUUGGCCUCCAUUCGCUCAGAAUCCCUGGUGUCUGGCACACACACACCACCCAUUCACUGCAGGAGCAAGCUCAGCACGCUGGAACGCCUCUUCAAACCCUGGAAGUGGAGGAAGAAGAGGAGUGAGAAGUUCAAACAAACAUCCACAGCUCUGGAGAAGAAGAUGUCCAUGCGUCAGAGCAGAGAAGAGCUCAUCAAACGAGGUGUGCUCAAAGAGAUCUUUCAGAGAGACUGCAGGGUUCCUGUUGUUAAUCAGGACGGGCGUUUGGAUACGGGGCUGACGUCAGGGUCUCUACCCAGUGCUCUAGACUGUGACAGGACAGCAGAGAUCACAGACGCACAGAGGACGGCCACCGUUGACUUCCGGGCAUCUCUGGAUCGAGGAGUGUGCACUCAGGACAACACACUGAAGACAUCUCUAACACUUCCUCACAAGAAAUCAGUCACCUUCCCUGCUGAUCUUCAGGAAACUCCUGCCAAACCUCAACUCAUCCACAAACAACCACCGGCUCUCCCACCAAAACCCUUCUCCAGAAUGACCAAUCACAGCACAGACUCUUGUCAGUUAAAGUUGUCGUGUGCACAGGGAAAGCUAUCUCCUCCUCUACCUCCAAAAAAAGUAAUGAUCUAUGUGCCGCCCUCCUCUUCGUCCCCGGUGUCAUUCACGCAGAAAGCCCCACCCCUCCUGCAGUAUGGUCACCCACUGCAGCUGCAGUACGGUGGCGUUCACACAUCUAGCCGCAUAAUCGAGGAGCUCCAGAAGGCACUAGCGCUCACCAUGCACAGACUGGAGAGCUCUGUGGGUCAGUACAGUGUUCCUCUGCCUUCGGUGGUGAUCGACUGUGAUGAUGAUAAAGAAAACAUUCCCAAUGAGUCCGACUAUGAGGAUCUGCCCAGCAUGUAUAAAGAGGAAGACGAGGAGGAAGAUGAAGAUGAGGAUGAGGAUGAUUCUCUCUUCACGAGCACACUGGCAUUGAAGAUCUUGAGGAAAGACUCUCUUGCGGUAAAGCUGAGUAACAGACCGUCUGAGCGAGAGCUUCAGGAAAAGAACAUCUUACCAGUGCAGACGGAUGAGGAGAGACUGCAGUCCAGACAACAGAUAGGAACCAAACUCACACGGAGAUUAAGUCAGAGACCCACAGCAGAGGAACUGGAGCAGAGAAACAUCCUCAAACCUAGUAAUGAGCAGGAGGAGUUGGAGGAAAAGAGAGAGAUCAGACGCAGACUCUCACGCAAGUUGAGUCAAAGACCCACAGUGGAGGAGUUACGACAAGCCAAGAUCCUGAUUCAGUUCUGUGAUUACGUGGAGGUGGCAGACGCUCAGGAUUACGACAGACGCACAGACAAACCCUGGACACGACUCACUGCAGCUGACAAGGCUGCUAUCAGGAAAGAGCUGAAUGAUUUUAAGAGCCAUGAGAUGGAAGUGCAUGAGUCCAGCAGACAUCUGACCAGGUUUCACAGACCAUAGACCACCACUGUCUGGAGGACUGCUGCCUGAUGGCCAUUUCUCCCACAUCAAACACAAGUGCUGGCGCCCGACUACACAAAGAACAAGACAUCAGAAAGGCCUUCUGCAAAACUCUUUGUGACGCCACCAUCACUCUAUCAGACGAGUUGUCAAAGUAGCAAUGUCACGCGCAAUCUCCUGUGAACAUUUGCAAUGCCAUUCACCUUUAUUAACAUCUAUACAAUACAAUUUAAACAUUAAUCUCCAUAACGGCAUUUGCACGGAUAUGGCAUUUCCCCUAACAGUGAUGCUGGCCGACAUCAGAAAAAUACAUUUAUCUGUACCUGAUUCUCAAGUUGUGAGCGGGCGCCAAUUUUAGCACUUUGAAGCACUUCUGGCACACUUUUGCACAGGUUGCAUUUGCGUGCAAUGGAUUGCAUUUGUGAAACGUGAGCAGAACUAAUUUCUGUAUAAAUGGUUCGUAAAACCAAAGGUUGAAGACAUUCAUGCAGCAAGUUUACGCAAGAAUUGAAGCAAGAAAGUUUUUACGGCUCAUUCGUAAAAUACAAGCUGUAGUAAUGUCUGUGUAUAUCUGUUCUGUGUAGCUAUUUGUUUUAUGAAGGAUGUACACAGAAAUUGAUGCACCAAUUUAAGUGGUUUUAUGAACAACUUACACUGAAAUUGGUGCAACAAUUUGCGCAAGAAUUAUAUAUAUAUAUAUAUUUUUUUUUUUUUUUUUUUUGAAGGAUUUCCAGCUUAUGCAAGAAUGGAAUUUACGAUCAAUUUACACAGAAAUUGUUGCAAAAAUUUACGUAAGGACGGUUUUAUGAAUGACUAGAUAGAAAUUGUUGAAACAAUUUACACAAGAAUGGUUUUGCGAACGAUUUACACACAUUGUUGCAAAACUUUACGUAAGAACGGUUUUAUGAAUGAUCUAUAUAGAAAUUGUUGCAACAAUUCACACGAGUAGUUUUACGAACGAGUUGCGCAGAAAUUGUUGCAACAAUUCACACAAGUAGUUUUACGAACGAGUUGCGCAGAAAUUGUUGCAACAAUUCACACAAGUAGUUUUACGAACGAGUUGCGCAGAAAUCGUUGCAACAAUUCACACGAGUAGUUUUACGAACGAGUUGCGCAGAAAUCGUUGCAACGAUUUACACGAGUAGUUUUACGAACCAUUUGCGCAGAAAUUGUUGCAACGAUUUACACAAGAAUGAUUUUGCGAACGAUUUACGCAGAAAUUGUUGCAAAUUUACAAAAGGGUUUUACAAAUGAUUUACGCAGAAAUCUUUCAACAAUUUCUGAAAGAAUGGUUUUACGAAUGAUUUACGCAGAAAUUGUAGCAACGAUUUAUGCAAGAAUGGUUUUACGAACUAUUUACUUAGAAAAUGUUGUAACAGUAUGUAUGAAUGGUUUUGCAAACAGUUUACGCAAAACUCUUUGCAACAAUUUACGAAAACAAUGGUUUUACAUACGAUUUACUCAUAAAUUGUUGCAACGAUUUACACAAGAAUGGUUUUGCAACCAAUUUAAGCAAAUUGUUGGUUUCUCCAGGAUUUUAAUGUUCUUAGCCCCCUGCUGGUUUGUAUGCGUCAUUGCCAUUAUGUACUAAAACAAUUACAAGUAAAAGGUUUUGUUCAUCAUCACUACAUCCUCAUUGCUCUGACUACAUUCUAGAGAAUCUGGAGUCAUUUGUCGGUGCUUGAUUUUAUAUGUACAUAAUGUUUAUAUGACAUUAUUUAAUAGGAUAUUUUUAUUGUGCAGUAUUCAAAGAAUGGAAACUGAAGGGCUUGCUUGAGAAAAGCUCAUGGAACAUACAGAGGAGAAUGAUUUAUCAGUUUAAUCUAUUCUUAAAUUUAUUUAUUUUAAUGUCUAUAGUGGAUCUUUAAUGAAUGGUAUAUUAGACGAGCAUCGCUUAAAAUCCAGCACAACCAAAAACCCGUUGUAGAGCUGGAUGUGUGUAUUUUAUGAUUUUUUUUUUAUUUACAUUUAUAUAAUUUCAUAGAGUAGUGUCACAUCAUUUGUGCGCUUAUGUAUUUGAUUUUUUCACUUUUUUAUAUAUAUAUAUGUUUAUCCAAUGUUAUGCAGACCAAGCAAUAUUCAUGUUGGCAGAUGUCCCGAAAGUUAUUAAUUAUAGUUAAUUUUGUUAUUGUGGAAUGUGAAAGCAUAUUAUUAAUGUUUUUCUUUCACCGGUUGGUGUCUUAUUUUUACUUUGAUUUUUAAGGGUAUAUUGAUAAAUGCAUUCUAAUGAAGACUUUCACCAUAUUUAAAGUAGAAAUACGAACUACAGAUGGUUGUGCAGGGUUUAAACACUGACACACCCAUUAAUAAAUCGUAGCAAUUUUUCUGACAUGUCUUUAAAUAAACACUACAGCAUUAGCUGUUUAAUUAUGAGCAAGCAAAUUAAGACCACGUGUUUUGAAAGUGAUUACAAGCGAGAUGCUUUGACAGUGUGACUGUUUAUUAUUGCUGCAGUGAGUAUUAUGUUACUGUGGGGACUAAAUAAUGUCAGAUUUACUCUUGUAAAUCAUCAAAGAUCUUUUUGCAAUGUCUUAAUAUUUGCCCUGACCAAAAACUGGUUGAUUUUAUCCAGGUCUAAUGACUCAUUGCAGUGAUUAAGAUGCAGUUAAUAAAUAUUCAUUUGAUCACUCUUGAUUUUUUGCUAAACGUACAGUAGGAUAUAGAAAUUUGAGAACUUAAAUCACACACUCUUUUCUGCUUGGUUGUUUUUAGGUCCUUAAUGAAGUUAUCUUUAUGAAUCACGUCAUACACAUGAAGGAGUGUUGGUCUGUAAUGUAUGUAGAUGAUAAACGGAUUAACUAUUGUCCUCUCCAAACUCUUAGUCCAUUAUUUCAUUUCUUUGUAAGGAACUUUAUGAAUUUUUAUUUUAAUGUACAUGAAUUCAUAAAAUGUCGUCUUAAUUUUUUCCAUCCCUACAGUGACCCCAGAAGUAUUUGGACACUUUAGUCGUUCUUUGAAAUGCACACAUUUAAUUUCAUUAUACAACACAUAAAAAAAUAAUAAUAAUACUUUUAUACUUAAUAUAGAAUUAAUAAUUAUGAUAUUACUAAUGAUAUUUUUUAAGCGUGACUCGGGUGUCCAAAUACUUUUUGGUUCCACUUUAUACUAAUACUACGGCUCCUCUUGAGUACUGUGAAGUAAUGAAAUGCCAAGCAGUUUGCUACAUUUGUUAUGUAACUAGACUGUGCAUUUGGGUAAUAUGUUUUUUUAAUAAAAUUUCUUUUAUACCAUGUUUAGGGUCACCAAGGGGUAAAGUACAUAUUAAUGUGUUAGAGACAUACGGUCAGAUUUUAGAAAGGUCAAAGUGUCAGCAUGUGCUACAAGUACUUGAUAUUGCGAGUUAAGAGACUAUAAAAUGAUAAUAUUUGUUUGGCCAGGGCAAUUAUUAUUAUUAUAAUUAUUAUUAUUAUUGUUGUUUGUAAAAACUCCAGACAAUUAAGCUACAAACUUAUUCUGCAUGCACUUUAAUUUAACCUAAUAUGCACAAUUUAAGUACAUUUGUAAUGAAUAUUGAAUUAUUGAUUUUAUAGUUCUUGAAGCAAGAAAGUUUUCUGUCCCUUUGUCAGACAGAAGUCAGUUUGUGCAAGGAAUGUGCUCAGGAUUUUUGCCGUAAUUUGCCACCAAUCCUAAAGUAUUCGAAUGAAUAAAAAUGAUUGGAUCUUUGAGAACACAUUAUGACUAUUAUUACUAAUCUUUAAAGAGUGGUAACAGAUCAGAUCAAAUGCAGCUGCCUUUGACACCAAAGGGAAUUUAAAGAAUAUCUUUCAGGAUUUUAUAACUCUUAUUGCUCCAAGAGUAAGAUACUGUAUUAUUCCACUACAAUACGAGAUUCCAUAAGUUACUGUACACAAAAUCCUGUCAGAAUUUCAGUUUAUCAAGUAGAAUCUCAUUUGAUUUCCAUUGAAUUCCCAUCAUGAUGCUUCAAAAUUGGUUCCAAAUUAUGAUACUGGGAAUCCACAACGAGUACUUUUCACAUGACUUUAGAAUGUUUCGACUAGGGAUUGCUUCAGACAGCUUCAUAAAUUCAGCAUUAUGACACCAAAUGUCGUCUUGUUGGAACUAAAACUGACCCGUGCAAAGAGCUCAUUGAAUUUAUCAAGAAACCAAAUCAUCUUUUUAACAGUCCUGUGAGUUUGAACAUUUGUAGGAAUUGCAUGGACUGACAGCAUCAUGUGUCACAGCUGUUAAUAUGUUGGGCUGAAGGGAUGUGAUGAGUUCAGCAAUAAAUCUGAAGUUAUUUACAAACCAUGA